UGUUUGAUCGACAACUAAUAAAAACGCGCGAAGGUUGCGCACUCUGUUUUCGGCUUCGGAAUAAAUCAAAAUAAGCAUAACUUGUAGAGUGAAUUGCAAUCGUGAUUGCAUUUAUAAAAUAUUGUGCCUAACAUGCUCUGCGAAGAUCAACUAAUGUCUGUGGAUAACACACCAAUAAAAUGCUCUGGCAGUCCGAACUCAUCUGCCUCAUCGACAAUUUCGAUGGACACAAAGCCCCUGACACGAACCUGGGCACAAGAGGUGCGAGCAGAGCUGGGCCAUAGCGAUGAGACCUCCACUUCCCUGAAUAGCAGCUGUGCCAGCAAUCCAGAGCAGAAGUUCAUCACAGAUAUAAAGCAGGAGAUAAAAGUAGAGCGCAAGAUUAACUUUGAGUUCCUGGACGACGCGAAUGAAGUGAAAUUCGAUCGCCUAGUCAAGGAUGAGAAAAUUAAGACACCUAUCAAGCGUCGUCACUCGCAGACGCCACCCAGUCAUGAUGAGGAUAACAGCCGCUCGAAUAGCCCCAACAGCAGCUGCUCGAGUUCUAAUCAAGCCGAUGAACAGACAAAUGGCCCGGCAGACGCCCGCCCACGGCGUCAUCAUAAUCAUUUCAAGGCCCACAAAGAGGAGAAACGUUUGCGUCACAACAGCUACACCUCAUCCACCUCGUCGUCAUCCUCGUAUGUUGAAAGCGAUCCUGCUAUCUUGAGCCGGCGUCAGAAGCAGAUCGACUAUGGCAAAAAUACUGCCGCCUACGAGAGAUAUCUGGAAAUGGUACCAAGACCCCAACGGACACGCGAUCAUCCGCGCACUCCCAAUAAACAUGGCAAGUACAGCCGUCGAGCCUUCGAUGGGUUGGUUAAAAUCUGGCGCAAGAGUUUGCAUUACUAUGAUCCGCCAACUGCCACUGGAAAACGAGGUGAAGACAAUGAUAAUUCCGACUCGGACUCAGACUAGGAUUCUGAAUUCCGUGUUGUUUCUGGCAAUGAAAAGAGAGACAAAGGGGGUCUUUUUGGGGAGGGCAUUUAAAUAUAAAUUGCAUUGUACAAACAUAUAUUUAGCAAUCAUGCAAACGAAUAAGCGACUUAAAAUUUUCUACAUAUUGCAUAUCGAAUUGUUACCACUUGUGUUUUGUUGAAUAAAAUGGCGACGUCUUUAUCUUGAA
Messenger RNA from Drosophila willistoni, 1165 nucleotides. It is a transcript of the gene Slbp, whose product is annotated as histone RNA hairpin-binding protein. Bases 133 to 957 code for a protein of 274 amino acids. Gene Ontology annotation, biological process: mRNA 3'-end processing by stem-loop binding and cleavage; mRNA transport. Gene Ontology annotation, cellular component: histone pre-mRNA 3'end processing complex; cytoplasm. The transcript is spliced from 2 exons. The record is from RefSeq and is a predicted model, not a curated record. NCBI's taxonomy places the organism in Eukaryota, Metazoa, Arthropoda, Insecta, Diptera, Drosophilidae. Gene Ontology annotation, molecular function: histone pre-mRNA stem-loop binding; mRNA binding.